CUGCCGUAAAGUGAGCACAGCUCCUGUUUACGUCCUUGUCGCAAAGGGCGGGGAGCCGGGCGGUGACCUCUGCCCUGUGACCUGUGAACCCCCGUCCCCCGCGGCCCUGGGGAGACGAAGCGGGGUUACCAUGGCUCUCUAUGUGAAGGCGGCCGCCGUCCUGGGGCAGCUGGAGGGCAAGCGGGGCUCGGUGAAAACCCUGGUUUAUAACAGCGGCCACAAGAAUAUUAAGCAGCUGUUUGCGCUGGUGUGUGAAACACUGAAGUACACGUCUGUGUUGAAUGAAAUUAUUGGCACAACAGAUCUGCUGAAGGAGAAGAAAUUGCAGAUGAAUGUUGCCAAGGUACUGGUAUAUGACCUCCUGUUUGGGAAGGGCUUGAAGUGUGGUGGCAGUUGGAAAGCACUGAUCAUGAAACAUCGUUCCCAAUUAAAAUCAGCACUUGCCAGACUGAAGGUGAAAAGGAAAGUCAGCCGCAAUGAGGAUCUUAUCGAAACAAAAGCUUCCAGUAAGGAAGCUUGCCAGCUGCCUCGCUACGUCCGAGUGAACCUACUGAAGAGCAACACUGAGGAUGUGAUUGACUACUUCAAACGUGAGGGUUACACUUACCUGGGGCAGGCUACCAGUAUAGCUGAUCUGAGGCAGCUUGAUCAGAAACAAUUCAUCAGUGAUCUUCACCUCUCAGAAUUGCUGGUUUUUCAUUCAAAGACAGAUCUUCACGAACAUUUCUUGUACACGGCUGGGCAUAUCAUUCUGCAGGAUAAGGCCAGUUGUCUACCAGCAUAUUUCUUGAACCCUCCAGUAGGUUCUCAUGUGAUUGAUGCAUGUGCAGCUCCUGGGAACAAGACAAGCCACCUUGCUGCUAUUCUCUGUAAUAAAGGGAAACUCUUUGCCUUUGAUCUUGAUACCAAACGUUUGGCUACAAUGGGCACUCUGCUGUUGAGGGCUGGAGUAACAUGCCAUGAACUGGCCAAUCAGGACUUCACGCUUGUGGAUCCCAGCAACCCCAAGUACCAGGAUGUGAAGUAUAUUCUAGUGGACCCAUCAUGCAGUGGUUCUGGAAUUGUAAACCGCUUGAACCAGCUCACAGAUGAUGAGGAGUCAUCAUCUACACAGCGCCUGCAGGCACUUGCGAGUUUCCAGUGCGAAGCCCUCAGCCAUGCCCUGCGCUUCCCAAACGUGGAACGGGUCAUUUACUCAACAUGUUCAAUUCAUCAUGAAGAGAACGAGGAUGUUGUCGAGGAGAUACUACAGCAACACGGCAACCGAAUCAGGCUAGUCAAUCUGAUGCCCUCAUGGCCAUUGCGUGGUCUGGACACAUUCCCGGAAGGUCCGUGGUGUAUCCGCGCGACACCCAACGACACCUUGACCAAUGGGUUUUUUGUUGCCAUGUUUGAAAAGCAGCUUGGAGAGAAAGGGUCCGAGCAUAGCAGAGAAAGGUACAAAUUGCACACUCUCCACAAAAACCUGAUUAGUCACCACCUUAAAGGACAUUAUUCCAUGAUGUUAGUUUCCAUGAUGGCAGUGUCCUUUCCUAAAAGACAUUAGU
Rhincodon typus (whale shark) is the source of this 1547-nucleotide messenger RNA. It is a transcript of the gene nsun5, whose product is annotated as NOP2/Sun RNA methyltransferase 5. The record is from RefSeq and is a predicted model, not a curated record. Gene Ontology annotation, cellular component: nucleolus. The coding region runs from base 131 to 1546 and encodes 471 amino acids. Gene Ontology annotation, molecular function: methyltransferase activity. Gene Ontology annotation, biological process: rRNA base methylation. Lineage: Eukaryota; Metazoa; Chordata; Chondrichthyes; Orectolobiformes; Rhincodontidae. The transcript has 9 exons.